AUGGGUGACUACUCGAAAGCACUUGAAUUUUACGAAAAAUCACUUAAAAUUAAAGAAAAAGCUCUGCCUCCGAAUCAUCCCGAUUUGGCUACUUCCUACAACAACAUCGGCCAAGUGUAUAACAACAUGGGUGACAACUCGAAAGCACUUGAAUUUUACGAAAAAUCACUUAAAAUAAGAGAAAAAGCUCUGCCUUCGAAUCAUCCCUAUUUGGCUACUUCCUACAACAACAUCGGUCUAGUGUAUAACAACAUGGGUGACUACUCGAAAGCACUUGAAUUUUACGAAAAAUCACUUAAAAUAAGAGAAAAAGCUCUGCCUCCGAAUCAUCCCUAUUUGGCUACUUCCUACAACAACAUCGGUGAAGUGUAUAGAAACAUGGGUGACUACUCGAAAGCACUUGAAUUUUACGAAAAAUCACUUAAAAUUAAAGAAAAAGCUCUGCCUCCGAAUCAUCCCGAUUUGGCUAUUUCAUAUGGCGACAUCGGUCAAGUGUAUAAUAAUAUGGGCAAUUACUCCAAGGCACUUUCGUUUCUCGAAAAGGCGCUAACUAUUCAACAGAAAACACUUCCGCCAUCACAUCCUCAUAUUAAAGAAACGAUACGUAGAAUUAACAAUGUUAAAAAGGUGUAA
Messenger RNA from Rotaria sordida, 633 nucleotides. The record is from the annotation of a GenBank genome assembly. Lineage: Eukaryota; Metazoa; Rotifera; Eurotatoria; Philodinida; Philodinidae.